Messenger RNA from Aureobasidium pullulans EXF-150, 3210 nucleotides. RefSeq lists its product as uncharacterized. Gene Ontology annotation, cellular component: chromatin. Lineage: Eukaryota; Fungi; Ascomycota; Dothideomycetes; Dothideales; Saccotheciaceae. Bases 1 to 3210 code for a protein of 1069 amino acids. The record is from RefSeq and is a predicted model, not a curated record. The transcript is spliced from 3 exons. Gene Ontology annotation, biological process: DNA-templated transcription; regulation of transcription by RNA polymerase II. Gene Ontology annotation, molecular function: zinc ion binding; DNA-binding transcription factor activity, RNA polymerase II-specific; RNA polymerase II cis-regulatory region sequence-specific DNA binding.
AUGGAGAACCAAUACCCCUCCACCACCUACAUGCCUCAGCCCACCAGCUUUGCGCCCUACUCGAGCUAUUCGGCCCACCACCCGCAACAGCAGCAGCAGCACCCGCAGCAUCCCCAGCACCAACAGCAGCAGGCUCAACACCAGCACCAACAGCACCAACAGCAGCAGCAAGCCCAAUCGCAGCAGGAACCUUCGCGCGACACCCACAACCACAACCAGACACUGCCUCCCCUGCAUACCCAAGCUGCCAACUUUGGUCAGCUGCCCUCUCUGUACAACGGCUCUGGCAGUCACCCCCAAACCCCCACUACCGUGCACACACCCACCACUUCCUCAAUGGGUGCCAACGGUCUCCACGCUUUCUCGCAGCAGCAACAGCAGCACCAAUCGUCGCCGGCGACCACUGGUUCAAUGCUUCCUCCUUCGUCCACCUACAUUCCCUACUCGACGUCGCAAUCCACCCUGCCUCCUGCAUCCACUGCCACGAGUGCUGCACAGACUCCGGCUCAAGCCAGACUGCCUGACUUGCGCCCACUUCAACCUCAGGCUUCUUACAACAACGUGUCAACACUGCCCAGCUUUGGCGCAUCGGGACUUGUAGGUGCGCAGCCAUACAUGCAGAAUCACGAGUCGGAACCUACCCAUGUUGUGGGAUCGCAGGGAAGACGUGGUAUCCUGCCUAGUGCGCCCGGCCGUGCUGCUGCUCCUGCACCCGGAACAACUGCUGCUGCCUCGACCAAAUCAAUGAUUCCAGCAAAAGAUGCAGACGGAAAGUUCCCCUGCCCACACUGCAAUAAGACAUACCUGCAUGCCAAACACUUGAAGAGACAUCUUUUGCGCCACACCGGAGACCGUCCGUACAUGUGCCACCUGUGCAAAGACACGUUUUCGCGCAGUGAUAUUCUCAAGCGCCAUUUCCAGAAGUGUUCGAUUCGUCGCGGCAAUCCUACAGGAGCUAAUCACCUCGCUCAUCAGCGCAGAAACACGAACGGCUCCAACCGCAUGUCUAUCAGCAGCACCGAACCGGUCGCUCUCGCUGGUCUCGCAGAAGCCGCAGGCGCUCCUUAUACUAAUGGAACGAUUUUAAGCGGUGUCACCAACAGCCCUACCGUCAAUGGCGAGGGCUCUUCGUACGCUUCGAGCGUGGCUUCAAUUUCCAACCGCUCGUCCCGUGCUAACAGCCUGAUUCACCCGGUCGGUAUGACUAGUGAUGGCAGAGGUAGCCUCACAGGUUACCCCAAUGGCGUCCCCGCGUACGGUGGCAUGCGUCCCCACUCUGCCUCGAACCCUAUGCCCCCCAGCUACGGCUUCCAGAUGGGCAACGGCAGCCAGUUCUACCCUCCAAACGUCAAGACUGAAGAGCAGGCACCAAGCGGCUACACUCACCAGCCCCCUCCGAUUGCCGAAAACCGCCAACCCAACGGCGUCGACUGGUCCAUGUUCGCGCCUCAGCACGCUCACGAUGGCUUCAUGACACAGUCUCAUGCAAGCCAGCCGCAGAUGCCUGUCAAGACCGAGGGCGGCAUGGACAAUCACAGCUACAACUCGUCAAACGAGCACAGCAACGAGCAGCAGUUCUUUGGAGGACUCUACUCACAUCCGUCGGGCUUCGGCGAAGAUUCAGGUGCGCACCACCUGUCUGGUUUCCCAAACUGGAACAUGGAUCUCGUGCAAAGCGAUCCAUUGCAGGCCAAGGCCAAUGCAUUGCUGACGUACGUACUUUCAAACAGAACAUCCUCAAGCGAUGACGCUUGCGACGAGAUGAGAAAGUGCUUGACUGUUGAAAACAUCAAGCACUUCAUCGAGAAAUUCACCAGCUUCCAGGGUCACUGGCCGAUCAUCCACAUGCCUACUUUCGAAAUCCUUAAAGCCAACGAUGGCCUUGUCCUCACCAUCAUCUGUAUCGGAGCCGUCUACUCCGAAAAACGCGACCUGUAUCAAGUCCGAAGAAUGAUGGAGCUUGUCAAAGAUGCCGUCAAGAACGCUUCAAGAGUCCACAACGUAAUAAUGGGUGUUAUCCAAGAAGGAAACCAGCCUCUAGGCUCGCUCGAGUCCGAUAUUGAAGAGCUUCAAGCUUUGUACAUGCUCAAGGUAUUGUUUUGCUGGCAUGGGACCCCAAGCCAGCGCGCAAAUGCUAGGAAGAACUUUGACAGUGUUGUCGAAAUCGCCCGACGAAUUGUCAUAUCUCCCACAGGUUCCGGCCAAGCGGCAUACAGCGUACUCCACCAGCCAGGCCCCAUAUCCCAGGAAGCUCUUCUUACUUGGACCUGGUCCUCCUGGAUCGCGCAAGAGAGGCGUAACAGAGUUGCAUUCACCCUUUUCCUGCUCGACGCAGCUCUCGUCAUGUACUUCAACAACGAGCCCAAGUUCGAUCCGUUCGAGUUCCGCCUGCCGCUACCCUGUGACGACGCUGCCUGGGAAGCUAGGACUGAACAAGAGUGUCGCGACGCGCUAGGUUUGAAUGGCACUGCUAAGCAAGCCUUCAACGUCUGUGGCAGUCAACGUCCUCGUCAGCCAGACAUGAGAAGCGCUAUGCGAGGCUUGAUGGAGCCCAACUACACUUUCUCAUCACGCUCUACCAACAUUUACUCCAAGUUCAUUCUCAUCCAUGCCCUCCUUGUUCAGAUCUGCAAAUUCCAGCGCGCGAGUUUCUUGCAGAACAUCACAGGCCAGUUUGGACAUGGUGCCACAGCGAGUGGUCCCGGCACUCCGCUCGGGCAGAACGACUGGAUCGCCUCAGACGGUAGCAGCAAUGUUGGCACACCUAGUGACAACCCUCAAGCCCAGAAUGCGCAAAUCCAACCCGUCCUUAAGUCCAUUCAGCUUGCCAUGAGUAAGUGGAAGACUAUGUGGGACGUCGAUAUCGCUCUUCAAUAUCCUCAAAACGGCAUUGGCUACCGACGAUUCGGUUUCUCUCGUGACGGCAUCCACUUUUACUACCUUGGUCAAUCGCUACUGCGCUCGACAAAGGCUUCCGAAUGGACGGCACCGCCAGAUCUUCGCUUCCUGCAAAUCAUGGGUCUUCUGAAGAAGAUCAAAGGCUUUGUUUCGAACGAAAACACUCAAGGCGGCCUAGACACUGGUUCCGUCGGCGACAUUGAUGACACUUAUGGCGUUGGAGAUCUUACUCUGGACAUGAAGCUUCUCUUCAAGCCGAUGGGCGAAGCAGACAGCCCGAUAGCAGGUGUUCGAACGGACACGAUACGAUGA